Molecule: messenger RNA, 2932 nt
Organism: Punctularia strigosozonata HHB-11173 SS5
Lineage: Eukaryota; Fungi; Basidiomycota; Agaricomycetes; Corticiales; Punctulariaceae
Exons: 6
Coding region: 1-2772 (923 amino acids)
Source: RefSeq, a predicted model, not a curated record
AUGCCCAACUUCCUUGCUUUACUCGCCCCGAUAAUAUUCGGCGCUGCUGUCGCAGCCGCACAAUCUGCUUCAUCAUCAACUGUCGUAUGCGUUGCUGGGCAAUGCCUCCAAGGGUUCACGAACACGACCAUUGGCGCGACAUUGUCGGCGAAAGACGCGUCCACUAGCGUUCUUCUGCUUCCGGGAACGUACACCUCGACAACCAAUCCUGCCCUGCUCCAUUCCCUCCUCACAGCAUCCUCCGCGUCGCUCUCCCCCGCGACGGGCUUCAACGUUUCGAACUCUGUCUCACUUCCUCUCAACGUCGCUCUAUCAUCGGGCCUCGCCGUCUAUCCAUCGGCCAACUACUCUGGCUCUGCCUCUUUCAGCGGACUUCCCAGUGCGCCAGCAGGCAACUCGUCCUCCUCCACCCCACUAUCUGCCGGUUCACUAGCACUAGCCUCCAACAUUUGGGUGGCUGUCUCCACAUCUUCAUCGUCAAGCGAUCGCGUCAUCCUCUGGGAUUCCAUUCCGGACGUCGCGCAGCUCCCUGCUGGUUCGGGCUCGUCCCUUUCCUUGCUCGACCUCCAAUCCUCGUCUUGCUCACCGCCCUGCUCUGGGAACGGCGUUUGCUCCGCCUCCGGAACGUGCACAUGCCCCACAGGAUUCACCGGCUCGUCCUGCGAGUCGUGCGCGGACGGGUUCUUCGGGUCUGAAUGUCAGGCGUGCCCGGCCGGUUGCACGGACUGCGACGAUGGGAUGUCGGGUACGGGACGUUGUCUGAGCGUCACGGUAUCGAACCCGCCGAGCAGCUGCAACUGCCUCAAUGGCGAAUGUCAGAGUGAUGGAAGCUGUACCUGUAUCGCUGGAUGGACGACGGCCACGAACGGUACCGCAUGUGGCAAGUGCGCAUCUGGCUUCUUCCUGACCGAUGCCGGCGACUGCGAAGUUUGUGCACUGGGGUGCACGGAUUGCGCCGAUUCCAGUGGUACAUGCAUCACCUGCUCUAGUGGUUUCACGCAGAACGCCAAUGAUCGUACUCAGUGUGUGGCGACGGCCGCCUCGACGUCUACCGGUACUGUCUGUCCCGACGGCAGCUUCAGCAACGGGACUGCUUGCCAGCCGUGCGCAGCCACCUGCCAGACGUGUAACGGACCUACUUCGAACGACUGUAUCAUCUGUGGCACGGGCAACUACAAGCUGAACGGUUCAUGUGUUUCCACGGACAGCAAUGGCGUUUGCGAGGGCACGACCGGGAUGGUUGCGGACAACAACAAGCACGAGUGCAACACGUGUCCCGCUAAAUGCACCGGAUGCAAGAUCCCCAACUUCACUGUUGCAUCGACGAUUGAUCAAGCCCAAUGCACUGGCUGCCUGCCUGGCUUCGUCCUCUCAAAUGGCAAGUGCGUUGAGAGCUGCCCGUCAGCAACCUUCCUUUCACCCACGGACAACCUCACCUGCACUGCUUGCGACUCGUCCUGCAGCACGUGCGCUGGCUCGUCGACGUUCUGCUUGACUUGCGCGAACAAUCAACUGGCGUCUGAGGGAUCAUGCGUCGCGUCCUGUCCCUCAAAUACGUUCAGUUCUUCUGGCAAAUGCAUCCCCUGUCAUCCGGACUGCGCGACCUGCUCGGGCGCAGGGUUCAACCAAUGCUCAUCUUGCCCAUCAAAUCGGCCGGUUCUUACCAACGGCCGAUGCUUGCCCACGUGCAGCAAGAACCAGUUUUUCGACAAGACCUCGAGCACCUGCCAAAGCUGUGAUAGCAGCUGCAGCAGUUGUUCCGGAUCGGGCCCGAGCAACUGCUUGGCGUGCUCAAGUUCGAGCCAGGUUCUGAGAGGGGGCACUUGCGCUUCCGCAAGCUGCUCUGGCAACUCUACCGUGGUCCCCGGACUUGGCAUAUGCCUUUCCGAUCUUGUAAUGGUCCCUGUCGUCACGGCGUCUGGCACAACAUCCGCCGUACCGCUCCCUACUAUCACCGGCAUCAACACGCCGAUCACGACGAAGAGCUCAUUACGCCCUUUGGCUUGGUGGGAGAUACUCCUUAUGGCCUUGGGCUGCGCCUUCAUCUUCGUGGUAAUCCUCAUGCUCUGGCGCCGACGCGCACGCCAGAAGCGCGCCCAGCAAACGGCCCAGUUCGCGACCGCUCGCGGGAUCAAGCCCCCCAGCUGGAGACGCCGAAUGCUCUGGCGCCUCUUCGGGCGCGGUCAGCAGCCCAUUCAACUCACCGUGACGGCCCCGGACGAUGCGGAGGCGAUCAAGCUGAUGAAGAUCAGGAACGCGGAGGAGGCGCGGCACCACCACGAAAUGGAGAAGUUGCAGCUCUACGGCGCUUACGAGUACUCGACGCGUUCCAGCCCCUCGAGGGCGCCUUCCGCCUUGCCUUCACUGCAUGACGACAGGCAUUUCGAUCAUCGCAGAGAUUCCAGCUGGAGCGGCUCCGGCCAGGGGCUGAACCGCCUUUCCAGCUCAGACGGGAGCAUCUACUCGCAGAUCACUGGCAUGCCGCGCAAAGGGCCGGAGCCACGUCAGCCCGUCAAAGACCGCGACGGCGCGGGCAGGCUCAUGCCCCCGACCUCCCGGUUUUCCAUGUCCACCAAGAGCUCGAACGGCCGUCCACCGUCCGAGACUCAGGACACCGUCGCGGUCGCUCCUCUCAUCGAUCUUGACCAGGAGGAUAGGAGAUCGUCGGCGGAACGGUACGCGACGGACAUGAGGGCGCAGAAGCACCUCGUUUCCGCGAACACUGGCGGUUCGUCAUCGUCACUAGGGUCGCGCAACCCGUUCCGACGAUGAAUGGGGGAAGGCUUGGUUGAAGACCCGGACUCAUUCUCUCCGUUUCACUGCACGACUCCGCGUACGGACCACGACACCAACAUCUGUAUUAGACCCGUUUCGCACUCACUUUACCAGAUGCAUACAUAGUUUAGACUCUUCGUAUUCAUCACAAUGUAUC